AUGAUACGCGAGGAAAAAGAUCGUCUUUGUGAUGAAAAUGAUAAAAUAACUCAAGAUAUGGUACAUCCACAGACAGAACAUGAAUGUAUUGUCGACUAUAAUCUACGAAAAAAUAAUUAUAAUGACGAUUCAAACCGAAAUCAAUUUAAACAACACCUUACCUUAACUAAACAAGUUGAUGAACGUGAUAUUUGUGAAGAUGAUAAUAAUUAUCCAUUUACUUUCGUAUCAAGGGGAGCGAAACGUAAACCAAAAGGUCUAAACGAAAAAGAAAACAACGGCAACAAAGAAAGAUGA
Molecule: messenger RNA, 297 nt
Organism: Rotaria sp. Silwood2
Lineage: Eukaryota; Metazoa; Rotifera; Eurotatoria; Philodinida; Philodinidae
Source: the annotation of a GenBank genome assembly